Frieseomelitta varia is the source of this 1520-nucleotide messenger RNA. RefSeq lists its product as uncharacterized. Bases 385 to 1476 code for a protein of 363 amino acids. The record is from RefSeq and is a predicted model, not a curated record. The transcript has 4 exons. Lineage: Eukaryota; Metazoa; Arthropoda; Insecta; Hymenoptera; Apidae.
GUUAUAUUGUUUACAAUUGAAUAUAUAAAAAGUAUACAGAGUAUACUUUUGAUUAAUUAUUUAUCAUAAUUAAAUAAAGGACGCAGGUGUUCUAUAUAUAAUUAUAGGGAAUAAAUUCCCUUUUUCGCGCGUUUAAAACCAAAUAGCUCAACUACGUGAUUAUUGGAUAUUCGUCCUACUAUACAAACUCAAGAUAGAUAUAUACAAAAUAUUAAUUAAUAUACAUACAUUGUUCUUCGUUAGUUACCAAAAACAUAUCACGUUCAUGAAAAUGCAAAAUUAUAACUUUAUGAAAUAUAUUCAAUGUUUUGUUCGUUAAAUCAUAUAAAAACUGAAUAGUUUAUUUUGAAUGUUCUUAAAUAUUGUAAACGUAUAUAUGCAUUAAUGGCAGGAAAUGAUAUAAAACAAAAUUUACGAAAAUUAGAUUUUCCUUAUUGCGCUAGAGAGGCAUUAUGCAGAAUCGAAAUAUUAUGCGGUAGACCUGGAAAACAAAUGGAUUUACAACUAGAUUUAAUAUCAGAAUUUGUAUUUGGAGAAAUAGAAAGGCGGAAAAAACGCAACCUGACAAUGGCAAUACAAGAGUUGCAAUUAAUAGAAGUCCUAAGCGAUUUCUUCCAAAGCCCUGGUGGAAGUGCUGCAGUACGCAACGCAGUAUUUUUAUCUCUUUUCCCCGCAGAUAGUCCUAGAUAUAAAAUCUUAGGCAAUUUAGUAUCUUUAGCUAUUGCUACUCAAAACAAAGCAGUCUUGAAUGCGACUGGAAUUUGGAUGCAACAACUAGGCUCUACUUCACCGCAGAGCGUAGGAUUAGCAAGGCACGUACUUAAUGACUAUUUUGUCCUUACUCCAAAAUCUAUUGACAAAUUGAAGCAGUUUCCUGUUCUUGCACCACAUUUCACUGCCAAUUUACUAACGGCAAUAGGUGAGGUUUAUGAAGAUAAAGAUCCACCUACAGAACUACUCAGAUUGAUAGGAGAAUGGAUAGAUGAAAACCCAAGUCUUUUAUUGACUCCUUUAAUAGACAAUCCUGCUUUACCAACUGGUGGCAUUCCAAUGACACCAAUAACACCAAUAGCAGGUUUAUUCAGGUGGUGUAUUUUGUCUCCUGUACGUUCAAUUGACAUAGAAAAUACAGACUACUUUGAGGAACGAAAAAAAUUAUAUUCUAAAAUUCAACACUUGCUAAUGGACUCGGUAUUGCGAUUAAAAAACAACGGAAAUAAUAAACAUGCUAUAUCUGCGCAACAUUUCGCUGCUACUAUUCGAACUUUAACUGCUACUUUACAGUCCCAAACAAACAUUAAUUCUAUUUCACGUGAUCUUACUAUGGAACGACUUGGACAAGCUGUUAGUACAGCCAUGUGUGCAAACUGUAUUUAUGGAAACAAACAGGAAUUAUUAGCUUUGUUACAACCUUUAUCCUAUCAGCAUUUCUUAAUUGAAUGGACUUUACAAACUUAUGCAUCUAAAGCUGCUUAAUUAUAUUAUUGAAUUUCUAUUAUAAUUACUUUUGUUUUGUGGAA